Racocetra persica is the source of this 278-nucleotide messenger RNA. Lineage: Eukaryota; Fungi; Glomeromycota; Glomeromycetes; Diversisporales; Gigasporaceae. The record is from the annotation of a GenBank genome assembly.
AAGUUGAUACAGGUUUAGUUAUGUCAAGUGAUUUAGUAUCAAACCAUAAAGCAAACUAUAAGGCAAGUCAUGAGACAAACUAUGAGACAAGCUAUAAGACAAACUAUAAGACAAGUCAUGAAGCAAACUAUAAAGUAAACUAUGAGACUAACUAUGAGACUAACUAUGAGACAAAUGAUAAGAUAAACUAUAAUACAAACCACAAGAUUUCAGUAACUACUACUAGUUCUAAUUAUGGGUUUAGAACUAACAAUAAAAAGUUAUUGUCAGCUGUUUGA